Messenger RNA from Pistacia vera, 1713 nucleotides. RefSeq lists its product as uncharacterized. The transcript has 4 exons. Bases 1 to 1713 code for a protein of 570 amino acids. NCBI's taxonomy places the organism in Eukaryota, Viridiplantae, Streptophyta, Magnoliopsida, Sapindales, Anacardiaceae. The record is from RefSeq and is a predicted model, not a curated record.
AUGGUCAAGCUUUCAAAAGCUGAAGAAUCAUUAGCCAAGCAAAAGUCUUGGGUUAAAUGGUUACGGGAAGGGGAUGUCAACACUUCUUACUUCAUUAAAUCGAUUGCUGGAUGCAGGAAUAGAAAUAGGAUUGUGUCCUUGGAAAUUGGGGAAGAUUCGGUUGAGUGGAUCAAAGCAACCUACUGGGCAAGGAAGAGCUUUUGGGAGAUUCUAAUACCUUCGAAUGCUUCUUGGGCUUGGAGGAGCAUUUUGAAACUCAGAAGGGAAGCUAGAGAGCACAUCAAAGCCAUCAUCGGAAAUGGUCAAGCAACCUAUGUUUGGCAUGAUAAUUGGCAUCCAAGAGGCCCUCUCAAGGAUAGAUAUGGAAGCCGCAUUGUGUAUGAUUCAGGGCUACAUCAUCUUGCUAAGGUUACUAAGUCCUUGACAUUUGGGGGAUGGGAUGUUAUCCAUAACUAUGUGUGCUGCCCUAAUGGUAGAAUUUGGGUUGCUUGGAAUCCUAGUUUGGUGAGGUUCAAAGUCAUACAAUCUACGGCUCAAGCCAUUCAUGGUAAGGUUGUUAUUCUGGACUCUAAUUACUUCUUUGUUUGCUCAUUUGUAUAUGGCUCCAAUGGUUCGCUAGAAAGGAAAGAAUUAUGGAGAGACUUGAUGGGUAAAGCUCAAGAUUUUGAGGAAAUACCAUGGGUAAUUAUGGGUGAUUUCAAUGCGAUGAGAUUUGGGCAUGAAAAAAUUGGGGGUUCCUAUAGGUGGAGAAGUUAUGUUUCAGACUUGAAUAAUAUGUGUAAUGAGACUAGGCUUGAGGACCUUUGGUUUAUGGGUAGCUUUUUCACUUGGAGUAAUAUGAGAAAAGGGGAGCAUAGGAUUACUACUAAGAUUGAUCGAGCUCUUGUGAAUGAAAAGUGGGGCUGUGUGUUUGGAAAAUCCCAUUUCGGUUCUUCAACUUUUGGGCUCACCAUGAAAAUUUCAUUAGCAUUGUUAGUAAGGCUUGGGAAGAAGAAGUUAGGGGUACCCCCUAUGUAUCAAUUGGUCACUAAAUUGAAGAGAGUCAAAGAAGCAUUAAAAGUGUUUAACAAGAGGGAGUUUGGGAAUAUCUCGGUAAGAGUUAUUGAAGCUAGAGAAAACCUCGUAAGGGUCCAGCAUGCUCUUGCCUUUAAUCCUCUUGAAGGGAACCUCAUUCUUGAGGAAAAAGCCAAAGCUUUUAAUUUUAAAUCUUUAAGUCGCGAUGAGGAAUCUUUAGCUAGGCAAAAAUCUAGAGUGCAAUGGCUUAGAGAGGGUGACCAGAACACAAGCUACUUCUUCAAAUGUGUGAAUGGCCGAAAGAAUAGAAAUAGAAUAACCAAGUUUAAGAGUGAUAACGACAUGGUUUUUGAAGACCCUUUGAGCAUUAAGGAGGAAAUUGUCAGCCACUUUAAAAGAGUUUUUGAGAAGCCGAUGGGUGCGAGGGACUACCGAGGUUUACAAGAACUUAUUGAACCUUGCAUCACUAGUGAUAUGGCUAAUAGGAUGACUGCUGAAGUGAUGGAUGAGGAAAUCAAGAACACUCUGUUUUCUUUGGGCAAUAACAAAGCUCUUGGACUAGAUUGUUUUUGUGCUUAUUUCUUCAAGAAAGCUUGGGAUGUGGUGGGCAAAGAUGUGACUAUGGCUAUUAAAGACUUCUUCAAAGAGGGCAAGCUUCUUAGGGAAAUUGUACUUCAAUUGCUCUUAUUCCCAGUGUGA